Aspergillus saccharolyticus JOP 1030-1 is the source of this 3364-nucleotide messenger RNA. RefSeq names its product putative ubiquitin conjugating enzyme. The transcript has 2 exons. Lineage: Eukaryota; Fungi; Ascomycota; Eurotiomycetes; Eurotiales; Aspergillaceae. Bases 1 to 3198 code for a protein of 1065 amino acids. Gene Ontology annotation, molecular function: NAD+ poly-ADP-ribosyltransferase activity. The record is from RefSeq and is a predicted model, not a curated record.
AUGACUCGAGCAGAAUUCUUAGAGGAUGCGAGGAAUGCUUCUCAUCCUCAGUUGACUGAUUUCAAGCUUCAGGCAGACGAUACCUUCACUUUCACUUUCACUGACCCACACGGUCGUCGAAACCAGAUCGUGGUAAUGGUUCUAGCCAAACCUACCUACGCAGAUGCAUCCUUGUACCCCACCAGACAUCACUACUUGAUAUGGGGCGAUGACAAUGUUUCCGACGAUGUAAGCCAGUCUAUACAGUCUAUACAAAGCAGCUACGACGGUCAACAACUCAGCGUCUUUCUACCCAAGUUUGCCGAUUGUCUCACCGGCUCUGCUGGCCAUGAUAACAUGGAGAUUGGGCCUCAUGACAUGGACCUCAACUAUGAUGUCGGUAGUGAGAUGGAGACCGGGUCUGAGGACGAGGAUCUCGACUAUGACAUUAGCAGUGAAAUGGACUGUGAUGCUAAUUACACUUCGGACUGGACCACAAUUCAUGAGCGGCUGGGGAAGGACCUUCGGGCCGCAAAGAGUCCUGGGAUCAAGCCUGGAUUCCUGGGUGAGCUGGAAGGCCGUAUCAUCAUCACUAUCUCGUGUCGUGUCGCGAAGCUCAACAUCUUGAAAGAUGCCCUUCAACUCUGGGAUGUAUCACCCUCCGACUACCUGGUUCUCCUGAUCGAAUACCCUCAGAGGUACUGUGGCCUAGACCAGAUCUCUCCAUUUGGAUCGCGGAAAAAGCCGAACUUGUAUGUUGGUCUAUGUGACUCUUAUAAGCCUACGAUGGAGUCCGCUUUGCAAGUCCUUCAUCCCCCGGCAGCAAUUUCGAGCGAUUCCACUUAUCUCAAUGUGGAGCUUGCAGCUGUCCCCGACAAAAGAAGAAUGAGGUCAUCAUUCGUGACAGAAAUGCUUACGGAUCUCUUCAACGAACGCCUUCUGGAGAUUAUACAUUACCGGGUGGAACAGGGUUACUCAUGGACAGGCGCGGAACUGUACUAUGAAACUCACCAAGGCCAAAAACCCAACGCUGCAGAUGGUAAACUCACCGAGUACUCCGUCAAGGAGACCUGGGGACCUUGGAUCCCGGCCUUUGUCCAACAAGACGACCUUCUCUUAGCCAACAUCAACAAAGCAGUGUUAUCAUUCCCUCGCAUUGCCAUGCAAUAUACUCUCCGGCGUUUUACACGCGCUAGUGAAUUCUGUCUUAUAUGUUACUGCAAGACAGAAGAGAAGUUUCGGGCACUGAGCCCCUAUGUCUGCUCGAAAGAGCUUUGUCUGUUCCAAUAUUUGGAAUAUGGCAAAGGGCCGAAACUGGAAUGGCAGAUCGUCAAUCAGCCCGAAGUCAUAGACCUUCUGGUCUCUUUUGCUUAUCGGCGAGCUACGGAGAAGUGCAUGACGGAUUGUCCCAACCUUCCUCUCAAAGUUCCCCAUCCCGAGCUGACAACAAAGCGGGCAUUCCAAGCCAAACUGACUGGUGACAGACUCGUCGGACCUCUCCGAUUAAAGGUUGGAGAUUGGAUACUUGUUUUCACGGGGCACAACAACGUAAACAUCGGGCCUAUUCACUACUGUGUUGUCGCCGACGCGAACGGUGAAUACGUGCUCUCGGAACCUAUAGCCGCGGACAAGGAUUUGGCCCAGACAUUCGGAACUCAGAACGUGCUGCUUUAUGAAACGCCCUUUGAAGAUCUGACGUUGGAUCAGAAACAACUAUCUAUCGUGCACUUGCUCGAUACACUUCCUGAUAUAGACUCGAUGGUCACAUUUAUCAGAGGUAACUCUCAUCACCAUCGAAAACUCGCUUCGUGGGGAGAACGCGUCUCGCCAGCAGCACUUUGCCUGCUGCGCUGGAUAGUAUCGAGCAACACAGCCUGCAUUUUCUUGGAGAAAGACGCCAAGAUCAAUGGCAUGGAGAAUCACAUGCAAUUCCGCCUGGCUCAAGGGAGCCCAGAAAAGGAACAGAGGUUUGUCGAUGCUGUCAGGCAAGAGGGGGGAAAGACAAAGUAUCCUACUCUCUUUGCUUGGCAUGGGUCAGGAGUCGGUGCAUGGCACUCAAUUCUUCGUCAAGGUCUCAAUUUCGAUCGAAUUAAGAAUGGAAGGGCGUAUGGCAAUGGCGUGUAUCUCGCCCAGAACUACAGUCUCGCUGAGGCCUACACUACGAGGGAUCCAUGCGGGUACAGGCAUUGGCCAUCAAGCAAGCUGAAAAUUGUGAGCGCUAUUUCGUUGAACGAGGUGGUUAAUGCUCCUUCGAAGUUUGUCAAGGCGCCACCGCAUCCGUAUGUGAUUACUCAGACCGACUGGAUCAUGGCACGAUAUCUUUUCGUUCGAUGCUCCGACCCCCUGCAUAAAGAGAGCAGUCAGCAAAAGCCACAAGAGAUCUACCUGCAAGACCCCAAGUACACUGCCCGGGGUCCGGAUGAUAGACCAGUCGAUAUUCCUCGAGCCGCCGUAUCAACUCACAGCGCGCAAGCACAAUUGUCCCCAAGCCGAGGUGACGGUAGUCGCCAACUGGACGCGGGUUAUGAGAGCGACGCAACUCUUGAUGAGGAUCGAGCUUUUCUCGAAUCCUACCCUGCAGAUAGUGAAGCAGAUCCUCUGGCAGCAGCCUUGCGGCAAGUUCUGAGGACAACCAACCUCCGGCUCUUACCUCCGCCAUGCUACGCAACCUCGCAAGCGACGAAAAGACUGAACUGGGAAUUGAAACUAACCGCAGAACUACAGAAGCAGGAGUCACUGGCGAACCUUGGCUGGUACAUUGACCACGAAACGGCCGACAAUCCGUAUCAGUGGCUCGUGGCGCUUCACAGCUUCGAAUCUACAUUGCCUCUGGCACACGACCUUGCCGCCACAGAGAGCCAAUGCGUUCUCGUCGAGAUCCGAUUUCCGUCGUCUUUUCCAUUCUCCCCUCCGUUUAUUCGAGUCGUCAGACCUCGGUUUUUGCCACUAGCUGCUGGAGGUGGAGGACACGUGACUACCGGGGGAGCCAUCUGUAUGGACCUAUUGACCAGCUCAGGGUGGAACGCGGCGUAUUCUCUGGAAAGCAUACUGCUAGAGGUGCGUUUGGCUCUUUCGUCGAAGGAUCCUCAUCCUGCGCGUCUGGACAGACAGCGAACCCAUGAUUACUCCUGGGGCGAGGCCGUCGAGGCCUACAAGCGUGCGUGUCGAAUCCACGGCUGGAAGGUGCCGGAAGACUUUGACCAGAUGCAGCAAGCAUGAUGAGGAUGAAGAUGACGGCCAUUUUCUUGGAGGGAGACUGCCAUGUAGUUAUGAAUUUCAAAGUCCUCAAUACACAACUUUCCUAUUCCACUUUGGCUACCUCUUGGUUGGCUCUUGUAGUAUGUGUCGACUCCUUGAAGGCUGUGAAUAUACUCCGGGGGAUGUU